Messenger RNA from Heterobilharzia americana, 9932 nucleotides. NCBI's taxonomy places the organism in Eukaryota, Metazoa, Platyhelminthes, Trematoda, Strigeidida, Schistosomatidae. The record is from the annotation of a GenBank genome assembly.
AUGGAACGCAUUAUGACUGCACAGGCUUAUCAGAGGGGCGGAGAUCCAUCAACAACGUACUACGCUACCAUGAAAAAGGUCUUCGAAAUAAACCCACGUCACCCAGUAAUGAAGAAGUUGAAUAAUCUCAUAAAAUCUAAUCGAAAUGAUCCUACCAUAAACCAUACAGCAAAUUUACUGUUUGAUGUUGCGGUUCUUCGUUCAGGAUUUUCUGUAAAAAGCCCUGUUGCAUUCGCUGAACGAGUUGAGUCAGUGGUUAAAAAGAGCUUGGAUAUCGACCCAACUGAAAUGGUUGAACAAGAACAAGAGGUUGAUGAUGAAUCUAAUGAUAAAGUGAUUGUUACAGAUGAGGAAGUAGAAGAAAAACCUAUUUCGAGUGAAAGUGUGACAGAAAAUGCAUCUGAAGAAUCUUUACAAGACAACAUCUAUAAAGAUAUAUGGAGGCAGAACAGAACUGAAGGCAGUAAAUUAUCCUCAAGUGAACUGGGAAGUAUAUCAGAACACAGCAGACGCAUACCAGUUAUCCCAUCUUCUGAAAGUGAUAUUCUCUCCGAGUUUGGUGCUAUACAAAAAUGCCCCACGUGUAGGCGACUUUUAGGAUGCAAUUCUCGGGUUCACACUACAAGGAGUGAGUCAUCGGUUGCUGAUGACAGCACUGACGUAAAGUAUGAGAAAGACGAUCGGUACCAGGUUAUUGAAGAUGACGAUGAUAACGACAAUGAAGACGAUGAAAUCAGUGACAACCAAAUAGAAACAGAUGAUGAUAAAGAAGAGGAAGAAGUCGAUGAAGAUUCUGGAGUUGACUUAGGUGAGGAAAUUUCAGAGUCAAACAUUAAAACAACAUUUAGACACAUGCGUAAAUUAGAAGAGUCUAUAGAUGAUGAUGAUGAUCAUGAUGAUACUGAUAAUGAUGACAGCGAUACUGAGUAUAGGAAUUGUUUAUCAAUGUGCGCCUCUAGGCAUAAAAAGAAACAAUAUUUAAGGUAUACUGUUACGAAUAAAAGUGAGCAGGAAGACGAACAAGACGAUGACGCAGAUGAGGAGGGGGACCACGAUGAGGAGGAUUUAGUAUUAUUAUCUGUCGCAGAAACUAAAACAACUCCUUCCAAUCCUAAAAGCUUAUCUGAUGCAUCUGUGGAUAAACAACAAGUAAACGAAGAGAAAACUUUAAAAACUACUGAACAAAAGUCUGAGGAAAUAACAAAAGAACAGAAUAUUAGUAAACAGAAAGAUGGUGACAAUGAUGAAGAAGAUAGUGAUGAUGCUGAUGACGACGAGGUUGAUAGUCAUCACCAAGAAGAUGAGGAUGACAGCGAUAAUGAUGAUGAUGAUAAUAAUAGUGACGUCCCUAGAUCAGACUGUCACCAAGGUGUUAGAAAUGAUAAACAGUUUCUCCGUGAAGAUGAAGACGCCGAUGCGAACGAUGUCGAAGACGAUGGUGAGGAAAAUGAUGAUGUUAAUACCGAUACUCCUGAUGCUGACGAUGACGCUGGUGAUGAUGAUGAUGAGCAGGUUGUAAGCACAGAGUAUAAAUUCGAUAUGUCUAAGACAAAGUCUUCCGGUCAUAAUCAGCACACAAAUGUAAAAGUUGAAGAAGACUACACUAAUGAAUACGAUGAAACUGAAGAUGUCGAAGAAGAAAGUGAAGAUGAUCAACCAGAAGAUUUAGAUUUGGAGAUUUCAGCUGAAGAAGGCUAUGAAGAUGUUGAUGAUCCAGAUUUCAGUGAUUGGAUAGAGGCUGAUGAAGAAUUAAAUCCUAAUUGGCCUGGUUCGAGAAAGUUAAUGACGGUGAAAACAACAUCCUCUCCUACAGCCAAAUCGAAAUCUCAUUCUGAACCAGUAUCUGGUAAUGCAAAGAACAAGAAACCUGCAACAACGACAAAAGGGAAAACAACAACCAAAACGCCAACACCGAAGAUAUCUGAAAGUCAAAAGUAUAAACAAAGCAAAGAAAAAUCACCUCCAAAUCAGCAUCAUCAGCAAAAUCAACCUGACAAAUCAAAAUCACCACCGUCAACAAAGCAUACAGAAGACAAUUCUAAGAAGAUUAUACCUAAAUCUGUCCCACAACAGGAAAAAUCAAAGAAGCCUAUUGUAUCAAAUUUAAACUCUAAGGCAACCGUACCAAAAUCAAAACAUGUUCGAAUUGUUGGUAAUAUAAAUGAUCAUGAUUGUGAUGGUAUACCAGAUGAUAUUGACGAAGAUGUGGACAAUGAUGGUCUUUUGGAUCGUACUCAGGAUUCGGAUUGGGAUGGACUACUGAACCAUAUUGACGAAGAUGAUGAUAAUGAUGGUAUUCCAGAUGUUGAAGAUGAAGAUUCUAAUGGUGAUGGUAUAUUAGAUUGCCGUACUGAUGUUUCAGACAUAAAAUUAAAAGUACGAUACAAAAAGAAAAUGCGAAAAAUUGAUAGUGACUUCGAUGGUAUUCCUGACGAUGUAGACGGAGAUGAUGAUGACGACGGCAUUCCAGAUAUUAUGGAAGAUGAAGAUAAAGACCAAAUUCCUGAUUUCUUGAAACUUACACACAGUGACUUUUUAAAAGGUGUCAGUAAUAAAGAAUUGAACAAACGAAUGAAUAAACGUGGCUGGUAUGAUCAUGAUUGUGAUGGUAUUCCAGACCAUCUUGAUCCAGACGAUGAUAAUGAUGGUUAUUUCGAUGCUAAACAAGAUAGCGACCGUGAUGGUGUACUCAAUGAAUUCGAUGAUGAUGAUGACAAUGAUGGAAUACCCGACUCAGAAGAUCUUGAUUCCAAUGGAGAUGGUAUUCCAGACUGCAUAGUUAAGGAUACGGAUGGUGAUCAUAUUCCUGACCAUAUUGACACGGAUGAUGAUAAUGACGGAAUACCGGAUUUACAAGAUCCCGAUCAUCCAAUGUUUGAUUAUUUUCGUGACUCAGACAUGGAUGGCAUUCCUGAUACACUAGACAAGGAUGAUGAUAAUGAUGGCAUUCCAGAUAGCAUAGAUUUUGAUUCAGAUGGAGAUGGAUCAGAUGAUUUAUUCCAAGAUGUUGAUAAAGAUGGUGUUCCAGAUAGUGUGGAUGAUGACAUGAACAAUGACGGGAUUCCUGAUCAUAGACAAGAUCAUGAUUGUGAUGGUAUUCCAGAUAUUAUUGAUCCAGAUGAUGAUAAUGAUGGUUAUUUUGAUACAAAACAGGAUAGUGAUAAUGACGGAAUUUUGAAUGAAUGGGAUGAUGACGAUGAUAAUGAUGGUAUUCCAGAUAUCGAUGAUGAAGAUUCAAACGGUGAUGGAAUUAUUGACUGUCAACCACAUGAUAGUGAUGGUGAUGGUAUUCCAGAUCAUUUGGAUGAAGACGACGAUAAUGAUGGUAUACCAGAUCAAAAAGAUCCUGAUUCAAUGUCAUUUUUACUGUAUAAGCAUAAACGUUUCCUUGAAGCUGUUCCAGCACAUAUUGCACGACAUGAAGCUAACUUGUUGAAUGUUGAUCUAGGCGAUCCAAAUGAUAAAGACUGUGAUGGAAUUCCUGAUCAUAUUGACAAUGAUUUAGAUAAUGAUGGAAAAAUCGAUAGAACACAGGAUUCGGAUAUGGAUGGUUUAUUAAAUCAUAUUGAUGAAGACGAUGAUAAUGAUGGUAUUCCUGACGUCUUGGAUCCAGAUGCAAAUGGUGAUGGUAUACCAGAUUGUCGUCGUGAUGGAGGUCUACACUACAAAUUAGUUAAAUCACCAUCCGGUCUAAUUAAAAAGGUGUUGAGAAUACGUGAACCAACACAAGAAGAACAGCAUAUGGCAUAUAUGGUGAAUGAAGCCAAACGUAAAUUAAUACGUAUACGCGCUAGACUAGGUGAACCAGUACCAAAGAAUACAAUACAAGCAGACAAUCCUGAUAGUUCAAAUAAUGAUAAUCAUGGCAGUGAAAAGAAGUCAAAAGUUAAGUCAGUUCCCGCAAAACUUGGUCAGUCAAAUUUGAAUGUAAAAAAUGAUCAUUCACAUACACCUACAACUUCUAAACACUCAUCCAAUAAUAAACCAGCUAACACUGGUACUGUGAACACAAAGAAAACAACAACACAAGGAACAAAAAUCAAUCCAUCUUCUGUAAAACAACAACCACCAUCACCGUCAAACAAUGAACAUGGUGUAAAGUCAACAAAUAAACGACAAAAUCGUAAAUUGGCAAGUUAUGUAGCAACUGAACACAUUGACCCAUUCUAUGCAUUGAAUAAAGAUAUUUUACUUAAUGUUCAAAGUUUUGACAAUGAUAUCGAUGACAGGGAUGAAGAAGAUGACGAGACAAGUAUUAACUUAGCUGAGCCGAAUUUAAAAACUUCAGUUAUUGGAAGUUUUUUACUACCUGGAGCAGCAGCUGAUGAAAUGGCUGGACAACGUAAAACAAAACCACUGAAAGUAAAACAGAAUGAAGUUUCACAGCCAAUGACGAAUGAUAAAUUAAAGGCUAAAAAACAGAAGGUAAAUAAAAAUAACAAAAUUGAAAUAUCUUCAAAAUCCAAUAAAAAGAAAGAGGCUUGCGAUGCUCGUUCAUGUCAAAAUUCUAACGAGAACAAACAUCCUCAUCCAAAAGAUACAAAAUAUUCAAAGUCAGCAUCUAUCACCGCUUAUUUGCAUGAAGAUGAUGAUUAUGACGACGAAAUCUCUGUAGACUCUGAUGGAGACGGAAUACCGGAUUACUUAGAAGACGAAGAUGGUGACGGGAUUCCCGACUACCUGGAAGAUGAAGAUGGAGACGGCAUUCCUGACAACCUGGCAGGCGAUUCAGAUGGAGAUGGUAUUCCCGAUUAUCAGGAAGAUGAAAACGAAAACGGCAUUCCAGAUUAUUUAGAAGAUGAAGAUGAAGACGGAAUACCCGAUUACCUUGAUGGGUGUGUUCACAGCAAAAGUAAAGGUAAGUACACUUUGGAUAGAAAUGCAGAUGGAAAUUAUGAUUAUCUAGAAAAAGAUUCAGAUGAAGAUGGUAUUCCAGAUUAUUUAGAAGAUGAAGAUGAAGAUGGUAUACCAGACCAUCUGGAAGGUGAUUCCGAUGGAGAUGGAAUCCCUGACCAUCUGGAGGAUGAAGAUGGUGAUGGGAUACCAGACUAUCUGGAGGACGACGAUGGGGAUGGCAUUCCCAACUACCUCGAUAAGAGACAUGACAAGAGAGUUGUCAAAGUCCCCAAACACAUUGACAAGGAUGGAGAUGGAAUUCCAGAUCAUCUGGAAGGUGAUUCCGAUGGAGAUGGAAUCCCUGACCAUCUGGAGGAUGAAGAUGGUGAUGGGAUACCAGACUAUCUGGAGGACGACGAUGGGGAUGGCAUUCCCAACUACCUUGAUAAGAGACAUGACAAGAGAGUUGUCAAAGUUCCCAAACACAUUGACAAGGAUGGAGAUGGAAUUCCAGAUCAUCUGGAAGGUGAUUCCGAUGGAGAUGGAAUCCCUGACCAUCUGGAGGAUGAAGAUGGUGAUGGGAUACCAGACUAUCUGGAGGACGACGAUGGGGAUGGCAUUCCCAACUACCUUGAUAAGAGACAUGACAAGAGAGUUGUCAAAGUCCCCAAACACAUUGACAAGGAUGGAGAUGGAAUUCCAGAUCAUCUGGAAGGUGAUUCCGAUGGAGAUGGAAUCCCUGACCAUCUGGAGGAUGAAGAUGGUGAUGGGAUACCAGACUAUCUGGAGGACGACGAUGGGGAUGGCAUUCCCAACUACCUCGAUAAGAGACAUGACAAGAGAGUUGUCAAAGUCCCCAAACACAUUGACAAGGAUGGAGAUGGAAUUCCAGACCAUCUGGAAGGUGAUUCCGAUGGAGAUGGAAUCCCUGACCAUCUGGAGGAUGAAGAUGGUGAUGGGAUACCAGACUAUCUGGAGGACGACGAUGGGGAUGGCAUUCCCAACUACCUUGAUAAGAGACAUGACAAGAGAGUUGUCAAAGUCCCCAAACACAUUGACAAGGAUGGAGAUGGAAUUCCAGAUCAUCUGGAAGGUGAUUCCGAUGGAGAUGGAAUCCCUGACCAUCUGGAGGAUGAAGAUGGUGAUGGGAUACCAGACUAUCUGGAGGACGACGAUGGGGAUGGCAUUCCCAACUACCUUGAUAAGAGACAUGACAAGAGAGUUGUCAAAGUUCCCAAACACAUUGACAAGGAUGGAGAUGGAAUUCCAGAUCAUCUGGAAGGUGAUUCCGAUGGAGAUGGAAUCCCUGACCAUCUGGAGGAUGAAGAUGGUGAUGGGAUACCAGACUAUCUGGAGGACGACGAUGGGGAUGGCAUUCCCAACUACCUCGAUAAGAGACAUGACAAGAGAGUUGUCAAAGUCCCCAAACACAUUGACAAGGAUGGAGAUGGAAUUCCAGACCAUCUGGAAGGUGAUUCCGAUGGAGAUGGAAUCCCUGACCAUCUGGAGGAUGAAGAUGGUGAUGGGAUACCAGACUAUCUGGAGGACGACGAUGGGGAUGGCAUUCCCAACUACCUUGAUAAGAGACAUGACAAGAGAGUUGUCAAAGUCCCCAAACACAUUGACAAGGAUGGAGAUGGAAUUCCAGAUCAUCUGGAAGGUGAUUCCGAUGGAGAUGGAAUCCCUGACCAUCUGGAGGAUGAAGAUGGUGAUGGGAUACCAGACUAUCUGGAGGACGACGAUGGGGAUGGGUUACCAGACUAUCUGGAAGAUUCAGACGGUGAUAGUGAACCAGAUGUUUCAUAUGACGAUGAUUCCGCUACACAGUUUUCAGCAUCUAAACAUUCAUUACCGAAGAAACAUAGAGAUAUUAAUAAAGAUGGGAUUCCUGAUUACUUGGAAGGUGAUGAAGAUGGAGAUGGUGUACUUGAUUAUAAGGAAGACUCAGAUGAUGAUGGAAUACCUGAUUAUCUAGAGGAUGAAGAUAACGAUGGAAUUCCGGAUUACUUGGAUAAUACGUUUAGCCCCAAUCGUAUGACUAAAUUAAAAAUCGAAGAUAUUAAUCGAAAUGGUAUCCCUGAUCACUUGGAAAAUGAUUCAGACUAUGAUGGUGUUCUUGAUUAUUUAGAAGAUUCAGAUAAAGAUGGUAUACCAGAUUAUUUAGAAGAUACAGAUUCAGAUGGUACACCGGAUUAUAUGGAUGAAGAUGCAGUGAGUCAGUUCUCACCGAGAAAAAUACGCGGUCGGGUAACUGGCAAAAAAUUUGCUGAUGCUGAUAAAGAUGGUAUACCGGAUCAUUUAGAAGGUGAUCUAAAUCACAAUGGUAUCAGAGAUUAUCUUGAAGACACAGAUAAUGACAAUGUACCAGAUUACCUUGAAGACUCUGACAAUGAUGGUAUACCAGACUACUUGGAUGAAGAUGCAACAACGAAAUUUUCACCUAAAGUUUUAAGAAAAUUAAAGCCUACGAGAUAUUUCGCUGAUAUAGAUGGUGAUCAUAUACCAGAUCAUUUAGAAGAAGACAAUGAUGGUGAUGGAAUUCCAGACUAUCAAGAAGAUACAGAUAACGAUGGUAUACCGGACUACUUAGAAGAUACUGAUAGUGAUGGCAUACCAGACUACAUAGAUGAAGACGCUACAACACAAUUUUCGCCGAGAAGAUAUCGUAAAUUACGUUCAACAAUGAAAUUUGAAGAUGAUGAUGGGGAUGGUAUCCCGGAUCAUUUACAGGGUGACUCAGAUGGUGAUGGUGUUUUAGAUUUUCUUGAAGAUAGUGAUGGUGACGGUAUACCAGAUUAUUUAGAAGAUGCCGAUGGUGAUGGUGUACCAGAUUAUCUGGAUGAAGAUGCCAGUAGUCAAUUCUCACCAAAACAUUUUACUGAUAAGAAUAGGGAUGGUAUACCAGACCAUCUAGAAGGUGACUCAGACGGUGAUGGUAUACCAGAUUAUCUUGAAGAUACUGAUAAAGACGGUGUUCCAGACUAUUUGGAAGAUUCAGAUCACGACGGCAUACCAAAUUAUUUGGAUAAUGAUGUUGUUGACGUUGAAGUGGAAGCAGUUAUUGAAGCCUUCGAUAAAGAUACCAAUAACAAUGGUAUACCAGACUACUUGGAAGACUGGGAUGGUGAUGGUAAACCCAACUAUCUAGAAGAUGAAGAUCAUGAUGGUAUUGCAGAUUUCUUGGACAAGAAGGAUAAUCGUUUAUUAAGGUUGAAUAAAAAGAAAAAAUCUAAACAUCAGAAAUCAAAUGAUAAAAAUGCUAAUUUUAUCCCAGAUCAUCUAGAGAUUGAUUUAGAUGGAAACGGUAUCCCAGAAUAUAAACAAGAUUCUGAUUCUGAUGGUAUACCAGAUUAUUUAGACGAAGAUUACCACCAUAAUAAUAUUGCAAAAUCAUCAAAAAAGAAAGGUAAAAGCAAAGCUUCAAAUAAAAUUGAAAUGAUCAAUAUGAAACAAGAUUCUAAUGGUGAUGGAAUCCCAGAUUAUUUGGAUAAUGAUGUAAAUGGAGAUGGUGUACCAGACAAUAAAAUUAAAUUGGUUGAUCAAAAUCAUAAUGGUAUUCCAGAUCAUUUAGAAUUAACUGAUUCAGACAAUGAUGGAAUUAUUGAUUUGUACGACGAUGAUGAUGACAAUGAUGGGAUUCCAGAUGAUGAAGAUGAUGACGAUGACAACGAUGGUAUAAAAGAUCAUCAUGAAGCUAAGGAUACAGACGGUGAUGGCAUUCCCGAUUAUUUAGAUGACGAUGAUGAUGGAGACGGUAUACCCGAUGUUGAUGACGAUGAUGAUGUGAAAGAAAACAAACCGCUAUCUAAACCAACCCCACCCAAGUCUCAACCACCAGCGAAAUCGAAACAGACAGCACCGCCAAAAAAAGUCCAUGGACACGUGACCAAUCAUAAACAUGAUAACAAUGAGGAUGAUGAUGAUGAUGAUGAUAAUAGUGACAAUGAUGACGAUGAAGAUAGUGAUAGUGACAAGAAACCAUCCAAAAGGAAAGACAGUGGUAUCGUUAUCGAUGAUGACGAUGAAGAUGAUGAGACAGAUGACGCUGAACAUAUGUCUAAAGCCCGAUCUAUUGUUUUGUCCAUAUUGAAACGUAUUGAAAAUAUUUUCGGUGUUGAAGAUAAUAAUGAUAACGAUGAUGAUGAUAAUACAGAAGGAACUCAUGAUCAUUAGAAAGAACUUUAUUUCCCUUCUUUUUUUAUAUGGAAAAAAAAGAAACAUAAAUAAUUGAAGGAAAAAGAGAUAGAUUUGGUUUAAAUUAGGUGAAAAACAGUUAGUUAUUUUCUUCCUUUUUAGUGUUCAUAUCUGGUUCAUUCAUUGGCUCAAGAAAUAUACUUGAUUUCACCUUCUCUAUGUGCAUCGGUUAUGUACAAUUGUAUGAUUUCUUUUUGAUCAUAAAAAGGCACAACUCAAUCUCAUCUAUCCAAGAGCCUUGAACACUCCGCUUAAUAGCUGUUAUUUUCGUUUAACAUCACUUUUGUUUUAUUUUUGUUUUCGAGUCAUUUAAAUCAUACCCAAUUUGUAUGUUUUGUCUCUUUCUAUUGUUUUAGUUUGUUUGUGGUAGAGAUAGAAUUUUUGGAAACAAAGAUAGAGUUUAAUCUACAUAAAUGUAUACAUACAAGGAAAAUAUGGUAGAGAAUACACUUUUUUAAAUGAGCCAAUAGAAAAAUCAGAAAAAUAGAUUGAAUCUACCUUGAUUUUUCAUUUCCUGUUUUAUUUUGAUUGAUUUCGUUUUUGGGAUUUUUUAGUUCAACUAAAUUAUUCGUUAUAUAUACCCACCUCAUUAUGCUCUAUCAUCACUUCGACCUAGUUAUUCAUCGAUUUUCGAUGGUGAUGAUAAUGAUCAAUAAAUCGAACUUGUUCCUCUCUCUUUCUCCCCUUUUGUCCUUUUUUUUCUUCUUCAACUAUGUAUUUACUCCUACACAGUAUGAUUUCUCACUAUUCAUCAUGUUGUUGUCGUUUAACUUUUCCCCUUGUUCUUUUUAUUGUUCACAGAAAUUCAGUAUACAUCCAGGAAUAUAAUAUUAUUUAGCUGAGUUCAGAUAAGGAUUCUUUUAAUGCCUUUACUUGAAAUAAACCUCCGGUUUCUUUCUGAA